This is a messenger RNA of Dicentrarchus labrax (European seabass), 8097 nucleotides long. It is a transcript of the gene cntnap1, whose product is annotated as contactin associated protein 1. The coding region runs from base 847 to 4788 and encodes 1313 amino acids. The record is from RefSeq and is a predicted model, not a curated record. NCBI's taxonomy places the organism in Eukaryota, Metazoa, Chordata, Actinopteri, Moronidae. The transcript has 24 exons.
UAUUUGUGAAUGUGCUGGGCUGCACUGAGUACCUGAACAAGGUUAGACAGAGAACAUGCAGAACACUGCAGCCUGCUGGUUUGCUGUGAUUGUCAUUCUCUGUGGUUCUUCUGCCGAUACAGGAUAUUAAGGACUUUCAUCCUAUUUUGGGAUUCAAGUGCAAAUCUGUAUUCCUGGAGAGAAAGACUUCUUAGUCAUCUCCUCACUAGCGCAGUGCACUCUUGGCUAGUUGGCAGCAAUGAAAAAUGUGCCAAAGGACAAUAUGAGAUGCCAGGACAGAAGAGAAGAGGAAUAAAUCUUUAGUGCAAUGGUGUUAUGAUCCACAGCCUAGAUGGAAAAUUGUUGUUUUUGACCAGUUCCACAGUACUUAUUUGGAGAUUGAAGACAGCCUCAUAUUAUUUUGGAAAAAUACUAUCAAUCUGCAGCGGACUGAAAAAGUUUUUUCUUCCUCCCCUCCAGUCUCCUCUGCAUCCAGACUCCUGCGGAAGGGACCAACAGAUUCCCACUCCCGCCUGGCCUACAAGCACUCUGCAUGUUACGCAUAUUUCUCAAAUAGGCCUAUGUUGAAUGAUAUCAUACAGGAGCUACACCAAUACAUGAGGAUCAUGUGAAUACUGUAAAACAAUUUAAAGGAUAUAAAAGAAGUGCGCGCUCUCGGCGAAGCGCAGCAUCAGCACCAGCAUCCGAUGCGCGUCCCCGCUCCGGUAGAGGCUGCCCGAGAUCCCGGGAAGAGGAGUUGGAGCUGCGCGAGUUAAAGUUGGGCUAAAGGGGGGUGAGAGGAUGCUGCAGAACAAUCUACGAUCUAAUUAACAUAGCCUAUGCGGAGAAACGUGUUCUAAGUGAAGGAUGACUUGCAAAAUACUGAGCAUAUGCCUCUUAUUUUUGGGUUUUCAACAUUGCUCAUCACGAGAAUGUGUUGAUCCGCUUGUCUCUGGGCUGUAUGCCUCCUCCUUCCUGGCUUCCUCCAGAUAUAACUUUCUUUAUUCUGCCAAUUUUGCCAAAUUGUAUGGCAGCAGUGGUUGGUCCCCAUCCCCCAGGGACAGACAGCCAUGGCUUCAGGUAGACCUGGGCAGGAAGUAUCGACUGUUGGCCAUCGCUACCCAGGGGACCUUCAACUCAUAUGACUGGGUCUCAAAGUACACCCUUCUCUAUGGAGACCGACCAGACUCCUGGACGCCAUACAUCAUGAAAGGAGGAAACUCUACGCUGCCUGGGAACUGGAAUUAUUAUCAGGUGAAGAGGAAUGUCUUCCAUUACGCCUUUACUGCUAAACACAUUCGUCUGCUGCCUCUGGCAUGGAACACAGAGAACGGAGGGAAGAUUGGUGUGAGGCUGGAGCUGUUUGGCUGCUCUUAUGAUUCCUAUGUGCUACAGUACGACGGGGAUGACUCGGUAGUCUACAUGUACCCUGGGAAGAGGUCCCGUACACUACAUGACCAUAUUGCCAUCAACUUCAAGACUCUAUAUGAGGAUGGUCUGCUGUUACACAGUGAGGGGAUUCAAGGAGACCUCCUCACCCUGGAGCUCAAGAGAGGUCGUCUUUACCUGCACAUCAGCCUAGGAAGCAGUGUAAUACACAAAGUCGAUGGUCGAGUUACACUGACUGCUGGCAGCCUUCUUGAUAAUCUACACUGGCACUAUGUCACCAUCAAGCGCUAUGGUCGACAGGUGAACUUUACAGUGGACAGUCAGACAGUUACAGGCAUCUGUAAUGGAGAGUUUACACACCUGGAUCUGGAUACACAGUUAUAUGUAGGAGGUGUCAUAGAGCAAAAUUUGCCUCACCUGCCCACCACACAAAAUUUCCAAGGCUGCCUGGAAAACGUCUUCAUCAAUGGCAUCAACAUCAUUGACAAGGCACAGAGAGAAGAACCUGACAUCCGCAUCCCGCGAAAGGAUCCCAGCAUUCCAAAAAAGAUGCAUUUUGCCUGCAGGGACAAUCUGCUCAAACCGAUGACUUUUGCUGGGCCCAACAACUACCUGCAGGUACCAGGCUUCUUUAGGAGGCCUCGUAUGUUCGUCAAGUUUAAGUUCCGCUCAUGGGACUACACAGGGCUGCUAAUGUUCACACGAUUUGCUGAUGACCUGGGUGCCCUGGAGCUGGGCCUAAGUGAGGGCCAGAUCAACGUCACUAUAUUCCAGCCUGGCAAGAAGAAACUCCAGUUUGCUGCAGGAUACAGGCUAAAUGAUGGUUACUGGCAUACAGUGGAUUUGGCAGCCAGAGACAACCUGCUGACCCUUACAAUUGAUGAGGAGAAGGCCUCUCCGCUAAAGAUCACCAACCCUUUUACAAUUCGGACAGGAGACCGUUACUUUUUUGGAGGUUGUCCAAAAACCAAUAACACAAUAAGGAAGUGUGAAACCAAGCUGAACCGCUUCCAUGGUUGCAUGCAACAUAUUUUCAUAGACGAUGAACAGCUGGAUAUUGACAUUAUUCUGCAACGACAGUGGGGGCGUUAUGCUGAGCUGUUGUUGGGCACAUGUGGCAUCACUGACAGAUGUACUCCAAAUCCAUGUGAACAUGAAGGCAGAUGCAUCCAGUCCUUGGAUGACUUUAUCUGUCUGUGUGAGAACACAGGCUAUAAAGGAGAAGUGUGUCACAUGUCUGUUUAUAAAGAGUCGUGCGAGGCCUACAGACUCAGUGGCAAGUACUGGUCUGGAAACUAUACCAUUGAUCCGGAUCUAAGUGGACCACUGAAACCAUUUGAAGUGUACUGCAAAAUGAAGUCAUAUAAAGCUUGGACAGUGAUUUUGCAUGAUCGAGUUGAUGGUACCAAGGUGACUGGGAGUUCAAUAGACCGGCCAUAUAUAGGAGAUGUCAACUACUGGAAUGCCUCCUGGGAUGACGUCACUGCUCUAGCCAACACUUCCAUGUACUGUGAACAGUGGAUUGACUACUCCUGCUACAAGUCCCGUCUCCUCAACACCCCCAAUGGAAGGCCUUUUGGUUACUGGAUUGGUCGUGGCAAUGUGAGUCACUAUUACUGGGGUGGAACAUUCAGAGAGGUCCAGAUGUGUGGCUGCGCUAUCAACCAAACCUGCACCGAUCCCAAGUUUCAAUGCAACUGUGAUGCUGACUAUAGACAAUGGUACUCAGAUAAGGGCUACUUGGACUUUAGAGACCAUCUGCCUGUGAGGAAGGUGGUAGUCGGGGACACCAACAGGACAGGCUCAGAAGCACACUUCACUGUUGGGCCACUCCGCUGCCAUGGCGACAGAAACAUCUGGAACACCAUAGCCUUCACCAAGCCCACAUAUAUAACCUUCCCCACCUUCAAGCCUGGCUCUACAGCUGACAUCUCCUUCCACUUCAAAACCUAUCGUGACCAUGGUGUCUUCUUGGAGAACUCUGAUGAACAGCUUCGAAAUUUCAUAAGGAUAGAGAUGAAUACCACCCAUGACUUGCUGUUUAUAUUUAUGGUUGGUGAUGGCAUCAUUAAUGUGACACUACACUCCCCUGUGCCACUAAAUGACAAUGAGUGGCACUUUGUUCAGGCCGAGAUUAAUGUGAAACUGGCCCGGAUCAAAGUUGAUUAUCAGCCUUGGGCUGUUAGGCGUUUCCCAGGUCAGACCUUUGUCACCAUGAAGUUUACACAUCCUCUCCUAGUAGGUUCAGCCAACCGCACCCUAAGACCUUUCUUGGGGUGUCUUCGAGGCUUACGGAUGAACGGGGUUCCUCUUGAUCUAGAGGGGAAAGUAAAUGAAGAACAGGGUAUAAGAAGGAACUGUACAGGACAGUGUCUCAAUGCUACCAUACCAUGCCGAAACAGUGGCCAGUGUAUUGAGGGCUAUGCUUCCUACACUUGUGACUGUAACAACACAGCGUUUGAUGGCUUCUACUGCCAUAAAGACAUCGGCGCCUACUUUGAGAUUGGCUCGUGGCUGAGAUACAACAUACGAAAAAAGCCUGUAUCAGACGAAGCAGCAUGGGCCAACUGGAUCGAUCCGCACUAUGACAACUUCAGUCUCGGCUACAAUGACACAGCAGAUGACAUAGAGUUCAGUUUCAGCACCGUUCAUACACCAGCUGUGUUGCUCUACAUCAGCUCCUUUGUCCAAGACUACAUUGCUGUCAUCCUCAAGACUGACGGUAGUGUAGAUCUGAGGUAUAAGCUGGGGCUCAUAACACACAAGUACCAGCUGACUCACCGAAACCUGGCAGAUGGUUACCCCCACUAUGUCAACAUAACCAGACACAACAGAACCAUCAAAACACAGGUGGAUUACAUGGAACCCAUAGUGGAAAAGAUAACCUUGGUGGAAGAUGCCAGAUUUGACUCUCCAAAGUCCAUGUUCCUGGGCAGAGUGAUGGAGGUUGGUGACAUUGACUAUGACAUCCAGAGGCAUAAUGCUCCAGGUUUCAUAGGCUGCAUAUCUGGGGUGAGAUACAACGUUUACGCCCCUUUAAAAGCCUUCUUCCGUCCGAAUGAAACAGACCCUCCGGUAACCACACAAGGCUACGUUUCGGAGUCCAACUGUGGUGCUUUCCCUCCUGUCCUGGGUUAUGUACCAUGGGAGGCAGACCCGUGGUUUACCAGCAUAGAGUAUUUUUAUAUCCAUGAUGACCUUGGUCUAUUUUGGAUAACAGUUAUUGUCAUCCUGGCAUUGCUGCUGCUCUUCGGAGGCCUGUACAGCAUCUAUGUCUAUGCGUAUCAGCAGAAGGGCAGCUACCGCACGAAUGAACCCAAGAACCUGGAGUCCCCCAGCAGCUCCAGGCCACUUACCGAGACCCUGAGGAGAGAAAAAAAGAACCUCCCAGAAAUUGAAGAGGAGUUCAGGAGCGAUUAGCAUCACAGGACCUUUGGGACAAAGGGUGGGGUUUGACUGGAGGUUGGGAGAGGAAAAUACAACCACAGAUACCUGUAUUAAGUUUUCUAAUUCUUUUGUUCUCUUUUUUCAUAUUUUGGUUUGUGUUCGUUUCCCCGGUUGAGUGGGAUCUGAUGCCUGGUGCUCUACAUAGUACGUAUUUUGGUAAGGCUUAAAAGUUCACAUCAAGCCCAUGUUGCGUGAGUAGCCAACAAGUCUCACACUGUAUUGCAGGGUGAAAUACUGAAGUGCCUCAUCUGAGCAUGCUUGAUCUGAAGUAACCAUAAUAGUUUAUUCAGACAGGAUUUAGAUUAGACACUUGGAACAGGAUUUAAAGGGAUAUUUAAUUACAGUUGAAAUAUCAAUUUUAAGCAUUCAGACUUUUACUAAUUUAUUUUCUUUCUGAGCCAUUUUUGAGACAGAUUAAAGCUACCAAUAUCUUACUAUAUAGAUAUAUUGCCAUCUAAAAAUAAUCCUUUUUGAUGACAAUCUCUCAUGGAGCUAUUUUUGACAUAAUAGCUCAUAAUCCAUCUUGGGUUUGAGCCGUGAGCACAUCUGAGAACCAUGAACUAAACCAGUGCAACAAAAAUCCAAAUGACUGAAACAGAACUGGUGUUCAUGAAUAAAAACAACCAAUCGAAGAGAAGACAUACUGACAAGCAUGGAGCUUUGAGAUGAUAAAUAUAAAGAUUGUAAAAGGUAUAUACGCUUAUAUUUGUUGUAUUGCAGCCUAUACCAGUGCAUUACCUAUACAGAAUGGCACAUGUAAGUGGUUCAGAAUUGCCAUAGUGUCAGUAGAUAGCAGCUUUGCCAAUCACAGUAUGCUCAGAUUCCUAACACAUUCUCAACUAUGGGGGAAAUGAGAGUGUGAUGAUAUGUACCUUUAAGUGUGAAAGCUAACAGUCUGUUGGUGUACUGCAGAUUCAAAACAAAAGUUGAGGUGAUGAAGCUCGCCAGGGACAGGGUGACCUAGAUAUCCAAGUUCUCAUUCCUUCUGUCUUACUUCUGGUUGCUUAUAUUAUGGUCAAGCUGCCAAUAGCUUGGUGCUACAGAGUAUUUGACUUGGGGGACAUUUCUAACAGCAGUAUUACAAAAGAAGAAUAAAAGAAGUCUUCACAAUCCUUUCACCACCGAUAAUAAACACUGUUCAGGAAGCAGCUGCUCUCUAUGGCCAUGUGGAGAAGCAUACAUAUAAACACAGUAUACACACACAAUAACAUAUGUACAGAGGACCACAAGAGUGUAAAUGCUAAUAUUUUACUUCUAACUCAUACUGCUUGAAUAUUUUUGCAUAAUGCUGUAGGACAGUAGCUGACCACACUCAUCACUGCUGCUGCUUGUUUAGCUGCUUUCAGUGGAAAGUUUGAAAAUUCUAUCUAUAGUCUGAUGAAAUUUCCUCCUGUCUUAAGACGAAAUUUCAUUUGAUAUGUGUGCGACCAAGGCUUAGGGCUACCAUCACUCACUGCAGCUCUCCUUGAUACUAAAGCACUAUUGUGUAUGUGAAAAAAAUGGGAAAUUUGCAACAUAUUAGCUAUGCAUUUGUAGAGCAUGAGCGCACUUUGCAGUAACAUGCAAUAAUAUGAGCUUCUUUCAGCCACCAAUGAUGUUAAUGUCUCAGUUUACUUUGCAGAUGCACAAUAGCAAGUAGGAUGUAAUGAGUGUAUACGUGAAUAUACGAAUAAUGUGUUAAGCGACUUUUUUCCCCUAUGGUUUAUAAAAAACAAGUUAGAAACAGUUAAAUGGAGUACUUUGAAUGUAAAUCCUCUGACUCUGUAAUGUAUGAGCGGACACUACAGUGAAGACUUGCUCUGAUGUUUUCAUUGUAGGCUGCUUUAGCACUGAAAGUAAAAUUACUCAUGGUAGCUUUUAAGAAUGCUCAGGAUAAAGAUAGUACAGUACUUGUUCUCUGUAGCACUAAUACACCUCCAAAACUCAACAUUGUUGGUUUCUUCCAUUACAGAUGGGCAAAACUGUGCGAAAUUGUACAGUGAAAGAAUGUACAGUAGAUGUAAAAAUUGCAAUUACUGUAAAGGGUCGACUUGCUAAUAAUGUAUGAAAAUGUACAGAUUUGGCCAAAACUGGCAUUUACAGGCUAUAUUUUUAGGAAUGCUGUGAUCAGAUGAAUGAUAAUGAAAAGUGAGCAGAGUGAAACUGUGAGUUUGUGAUUGACACAAAGAAAGUUUGUCUUUUUGUUAAAUGGACAAUCACCACUCAAAGUUCAUAUUAGGCCCAAGCAACUAAACUUGGGUUAAAUAUGCUUUGUUGCCUAUUAGGAAAGAGUCGACUUAUGUAUAUUAUAAAUGUAUACACCUCACUGUAUUCAUUGGUAAAUGGACUAUAAACACCUAGCAGUGUCACUUCAUUGCCACUCACUAGUUAAUCAUGCGUGGUCCCUGGAGCGUGUGUAUGUGUGACUGACUGGAUGUUUAGAUGUUUGUGUAUUCAUAGUUUGCCCACCAAGAUAGAACCUACUGACGUUAAAUAAUGACUUUCAUUAAAAAACAAAAGUGCACUGAUGCCAACUAUCCAACUCACUUAUUGUAGUGCACCAACAGUAGUACAGUGAGACAGAAACAAGGCCUGGAUGUAGCUCAGAGUGGCUCCUCCGUGUUCAGUUAUCAGGUGUCUGUAAAGGAGAUUACAAGUACUAUUCCUGAAGUGUCCAUCCAGCAUCCUAAUAAUGCAUCCUAAUAAUGCAGGGAAGGGUGUGAAUAGGGAUUAAGAUAAAAUUGCCAGUAGAGGGAGUAGGUCAGCAGGAUGUUGUUGGCUGGGACAGGGUAUCUGCUAAUUUUACAAAAGGUGUUAAUCUAAGAUUAAUUUAAGAAAUAAAGUAAAAAUGAAAACAUAUUUAAGGGGGCAUAAACUUAAAUUGUGGUUAGUAAAAAGUCAUGAUUUGCAGACAUUGAAUUUUAUAAACACUGAUUUUAAAGCUUUUAAUUCCAUUAAAGGCCCUAAGACUAUUUCAUACUUUAUAUAAAAAUGCAGAUGCCCUGUCAACAGUGAUAUCAUGUAUGAAAUCAGUUGAUAAAGCACCAGAGUGAGGAGUUGGCAGAUUGGACCAGGUUGGACUUCUUUGCACCUUCAAACUGAAUCCUUCUGCAACAGGUACCAGAAAUGAUCAUUACAGUUGUGUUUGUGAUCACACUGAAAUUUAAGAUUUUUUCUGUUCUUCUGUACGCUCGAUUUUGUUUCGUAAUACUUUCACUGUAAAUGACCAUUACUGUGUAAAUCAAGGCAAAGCCAAACUGUCACCUCAAUAAAAGAAGCUUGAAGGAAAUUCAAGCUACAUUA